ACGACCACGCUCCCAUGUCCAAACGACGACACGUGGCCUCCCAGUCUCGAGACCAAGAGCUACUAGUCCCGCCGCGGCCUCCUCUGCUCAGGUCUCUUCCGCCGCCGUUCGAACAGGCCUCUGCGGCGGCGAGACGGGGCCCCUCAGCCUGCGGACGCCGUCACCCACCCAUCGUCAAGCCAAAGAUCCCAACUUUCCCUCACUGUAAAUGCUUUCUCUUCGCGCCCCUCCGCCGUCGGAGCGCCUCGACACCGUCGCGCGAAGGCCCCCGAUCGCCGCGCCCACCAGGGCGCGAGCAGGAGGUCUCUACUUCUCUUCCGUCUCUUCCGCUAGGCUCGGCAGGAGUUUCGCCGCCGCCGCCGCCUCCGCCACGGACGUCGCUCCCAGGGAAGGGGAGUGGGAGCUGGGCGGCGCGGGGCGCUCUCCGGAGGACCCGGGCGGCCUGCCGGCGGGGCUCCGGCGAAACGCCAUGCCGAGGCACGUCGCGGUGAUAAUGGACGGAAACGCCAGGUGGGCCCGGCGGCGGGGGCUGCCGACGUUGGCGGGGCACGAGGCGGGGGUGAGGUCGCUAAAGGGGCUCAUCGAGCUCUGUUGCCAGUGGGGGAUCGGGGUCCUCACCAUCUUCGCCUUCUCGUCUGAUAAUUGGGUUCGGCCAAAGGCUGAGGUUGAACUUCUGAUGGGAUUGUUCGAAAGAGUGAUUAAAAUAGAGCUGGAGAAUUUUAUGAGGGAAGGAGUUCAAAUAUGCAUGAUUGGAGAUUCCUUGAAGCUUCCCAAGUCAUUGCAAAAAGUAUUUGCGGAUGCAGAGGAGAUGACUAAAAACAACUCCAGACUCCAACUUAUUGUGGCAGUGAGCUACAGCGGGAAGCAUGACAUAGUGCAAGCGUGCAAAACCAUUGCUCGCAAGGUAAAAGAUGGUCAUCUCGAGUUGGAGGAAAUCAGCGAGAGACUAAUAGAACGGGAGCUAGAGACGAGCUGCAGCGAAUUUUCCUGCCCAGAUUUACUGAUUCGCACGAGCGGUGAACUUAGGCUCAGCAACUUCAUGUUGUGGCAGUUAGCCUACGCUGAACUUUUCUUUGUGCAGGCACUCUGGCCUGAUUUCGGGAAAGCAGAGUUUAUAGAAGCCUUGCUUUCUUAUCAGCAGAGGCAGAGACGAUAUGGAGCGCGGAUUUCCUAAUCAUAAGAAGAUUAUCUUCAUAUUCAUAGCCUUGAUGGGGAGAGAUUGAUCCAAUUGAUCCACCCUUCUCAAUCCGUGUCCUCUUGUUUAGGUGGUAAGUUUCAUAUAUCAGGUGAAACUAUCGCCCACCUUACAAAGUCCGAGCAAUUGAUGCAUAGCUUAUUUCAUUGUAGACACGGAUGCAUGUCAUAUAACUUGGAACCCAUCCAAGUUUCUUAAAGUGGAUUUGCCUCGUUAUAUUUCACUAUUAAUAGGAAUAGACCGACUCCGCAGACAUCUGGAAAUACAACCUCUUCAUAUGCUUGUAAGUUGUAGUCAUCAACUGCACAGUUGUAAAAGGCUUGUAGCAAUUUUUUGAGGAAGUAUUGCUUCUGCUUGGUCAAGAAUGUAUGGACUCUUGGCUUAUUGUGCUUUCA
Messenger RNA from Syzygium oleosum, 1590 nucleotides. RefSeq names its product cis-prenyltransferase 4, chloroplastic. Bases 209 to 1174 code for a protein of 321 amino acids. The record is from RefSeq and is a predicted model, not a curated record. Gene Ontology annotation, biological process: polyprenol biosynthetic process; response to cold; plastid membrane organization. Gene Ontology annotation, cellular component: chloroplast stroma. Lineage: Eukaryota; Viridiplantae; Streptophyta; Magnoliopsida; Myrtales; Myrtaceae. The transcript is spliced from 3 exons.